This is a messenger RNA of Penicillium argentinense, 282 nucleotides long. RefSeq lists its product as uncharacterized. The transcript has a single exon. The coding region runs from base 1 to 282 and encodes 93 amino acids. NCBI's taxonomy places the organism in Eukaryota, Fungi, Ascomycota, Eurotiomycetes, Eurotiales, Aspergillaceae. Gene Ontology annotation, cellular component: membrane. Gene Ontology annotation, biological process: dolichol-linked oligosaccharide biosynthetic process. The record is from RefSeq and is a predicted model, not a curated record.
AUGGCAGCCUACGUUUUCCUAGAAGUGGCAUCUAUGGGUGCCUAUGGACUUGUUCUGGCAAAUAUCGUGAACAUGACGGUGCGAACCGGAUGGAGUGUUUGGUUCAUCCAGUCAUUCCUCCUCAAAAAUGGGGAUGGUAUCGGCGCCAAUGAUCUGAAAAUCCAGCCUGCUACUUACGUCCUCGGUGUAAUGGCAUCUGUGGCCCGUCAAAGGUUGUCUUGUCUGCAUAAGGGCCUUGUCCCUGCGAUCACGUUUAGCGGGGCUUACAUCCUCAUAAUGUGA